Aureobasidium pullulans EXF-150 is the source of this 363-nucleotide messenger RNA. RefSeq lists its product as uncharacterized. Lineage: Eukaryota; Fungi; Ascomycota; Dothideomycetes; Dothideales; Saccotheciaceae. Gene Ontology annotation, cellular component: cytosol. The transcript has 2 exons. Bases 1 to 363 code for a protein of 120 amino acids. Gene Ontology annotation, molecular function: protein-disulfide reductase [NAD(P)H] activity. The record is from RefSeq and is a predicted model, not a curated record.
AUGCCUCUCAUCGAAAAAUCCUAUCCCGCCAUCAUGAGCGCAAUCAAAAGCUCAUCCCUCCCAAAAACUUCUUUCCUGGUAUUCUACUCCUCAAUCGUUGAUGGCAAGAUGUGGUGUCCCGAUUGCGUUGACGUCGAGCCUUCAGUCCGCGAAGCCUUUGAUGGCGCAGAGAAGCCAGAGGCCCAACUCUUCUACGUGGGCAAGAAGGAAGAAUGGCGUACCCCUGAGAAUGUCGCUCGUGUCGAUUGGAAUGUUCGCGGUAUUCCUACCAUCAUCAAGCUGGAAGAGGGAAAGGAGACUGCCCGUGUGACCGAGACCGAGAUCUUGGAUCAGAGCAAGUGGCAGGCAUUCCUCAAAAACUAA